This is a messenger RNA of Rhinolophus ferrumequinum (greater horseshoe bat), 4138 nucleotides long. Its product is annotated as integrator complex subunit 6-like. The coding region runs from base 534 to 3230 and encodes 898 amino acids. Gene Ontology annotation, biological process: snRNA 3'-end processing. The record is from RefSeq and is a predicted model, not a curated record. Lineage: Eukaryota; Metazoa; Chordata; Mammalia; Chiroptera; Rhinolophidae. Gene Ontology annotation, cellular component: integrator complex. The transcript is spliced from 18 exons.
GGUCCUAACAUUUCCCCUUAUCCCCUGCCUGGGUUCAAACUUCAACUCCCAGGGUUCGUCCAGAUCCCUCCCCUUGCCCUGUCAUCUAAUGCAUAUGCAAAUACCACAUAAUUGGCAGCCAAUAGUGUGGGUUCUGGUCACAUGGUGCCGGUGGUAGGUGAGCGGACAGAAGUUGUGUGUCGGUGAACAGAGAUAGCUCUCAGUCUGGGGCGAGCGCUUUAGUGAGCGUGGACGGAUGCUUGGGCUGUAGUCUCUGCGGCAGCGGUGGCGGCACUAGUGGUGGCAGAAGAGAGGAAGGGGGAGGGCCCGAGGGCUACACACGCUCACACUUUCAAGUUCCCUUGGAGGGAUAGGAGGUGGGGCUGCAGAUAGAGGAGGCCAGGAGCAGUUCCAUCCGUCCCGUCCCGUCUCCCCUUCUCCUCUGGCUCCCUGCACCCUGGCUCUCUGAGAGUUGAGGGUUCGGGUGGCAGUACGCGGCAGUGAGGGCAAGAGGGCCAGGAGAGCGGGGAGUGGAGCCAGGGGUGCGGGGGAAGAUGCCCAUCCUGCUAUUCCUCAUAGACACGUCCGCCUCUAUGAACCAGCGCACUGACCUGGGCACCUCCUAUUUGGACAUUGCCAAAGGCGCUGUGGAGUUAUUCUUGAAGCUGCGCGCCCGGGACCCCGCCAGCCGCGGAGACAGGUACAUGUUGGUCACCUACGACGAACCGCCGUACUGCAUCAAGGCUGGUUGGAAGGAAAACCACGCAACAUUUAUGAGUGAACUAAAAAAUCUUCAGGCUUCUGGACUUACUACUCUUGGUCAGGCUCUAAGAUCCUCAUUUGAUUUGUUGAAUCUCAAUAGAUUAAUAUCUGGAAUAGACAAUUAUGGACAGGGAAGAAAUCCAUUUUUUUUAGAACCAUCUAUUUUAAUUACCAUCACAGAUGGAAACAAGUUAACAAGUACGGCUGGUGUUCAAGAAGAGCUUCAUCUUCCUUUGAAUUCGCCUCUGCCUGGAAGUGAACUAACCAAAGAACCUUUUCGUUGGGAUCAAAGGUUAUUUGCCCUAGUGUUGCGUUUGCCUGGAUUGGCUUCAACUGAACCAGAGCAAUUAGGGAGUGUACCAACUGAUGAAUCUGCCAUCGCACAGAUGUGUGAAGUCACUGGAGGUCGCUCCUACUGUGUUAGAACACAAAGAAUGUUGAAUCAGUGUUUAGAAUCUCUAGUUCAAAAAGUUCAGAGUGGUGUAGUUAUUAACUUUGAAAAAACGGGACCAGAUCCACUUCCUAUUGGAGAAGAUGUUCUUAUGGAUUCAUCUAGGCCAAGCAAUUCAUUUGUUGCUCAACCAUGGCAUAGUUGUCAUAAGCUCAUUUAUGUACGACCUAACUCUAAAACUGGUGUUCCUGUUGGACAUUGGCCAAUUCCAGAAUCUUUUUGGCCAGAUCAGAAUUUACCUUCACUACCUCCACGAACAUCUCAUCCUGUUGUGAAGUUCUCCUGUGUAGAUUGUGAACCGAUGGUAAUAGACAAACUUCCCUUUGACAAAUACGAACUUGAACCUUCACCCUUAACUCAGUACAUCCUGGAACGAAAGUCUCCCCAUACCUGCUGGCAGGUGUUUGUUACUAGCAGUGCAAAAUACAAUGAACUUGGAUAUCCAUUUGGUUAUUUAAAAGCCAGUAUGACUUUAACUUGUGUAAACCUCUUUGUGAUGCCAUACAACUACCCAGUUUUACUCCCUCUUUUAGAUGACUUGUUUAAAGUUCACAAGCUUAAGCCAAAUCUGAAGUGGCGACAGGCUUUUGACAGCUACUUAAAAACUCUGCCUCCGUACUACCUAUUACCGUUAAAGAAAGCACUAAGGAUGAUGGGAGCUCCAAAUCUGAUAUCAGAUAAUUUAGAUUGUGGACUUAGUUACAGUGUUAUCUCUUACCUUAAAAAACUCAGCCAACAGACGAAACUAGAGUCAGAACGAAUACUAGCGUCAGUGGGGAAGAAACCUCCCCAAGAAAUUGGAAUCAAAGUGAAAAAUCAUUCUGGAGGUGGUGUGUCCUUGACUCACAGUAAAAAUUUUAGAAAACUAUUGAAAGAAAUCAUAGGGGAAACGUCACUGAGACUGACAGAACUGAAUACCAAAGAAUUUGCUGGCUUCCAAGUAGGGCUCUUAAACAAGGAUUUGAAACCUCAGACAUAUAGAAAUGCUUAUGAUAUUUCACGUAGAGGUCUUUUAGACCAGUUAACCAGAAUGAGAUCCAAUCUGCUGAAAACACACAAGUUUAUUGUUGGACAAGAUGAAGAUUCUCUUCAUAGUGUUCCAGUUGCACAAAUGGGUAACUAUCAGGAAUAUCUAAAGACAUUGGCUUCUCCACUUCGAGAGAUUGAUCCAGAUCAACCCAAAAGACAGCAUACUUUUGGCAAUCCAUUUAAACAAGAUAAGAAGGGAAUGAUGAUUGAUGAAGCAGAUGAGUUUGUAGCAGGGCCACAAAACAAAGUGAAACGUCCUGGAGAACCCAACAGCCCUCUAUCAUCUAAGAGAAGGCGGAGUAUGUCCCCGCUGUUGAGGAAACCACAAACACCACCUACUGUAACUAACCAUGUGGGCGGAAAGGGACCACCCUCAGCCUCGUGGUUCCCAUCUUAUCCAAACCUCAUAAAACCCACCCUUGUACAUACAGAUGCUACUGUCACUCACGAUGUCCAUGAGGAAAAGAUGGAAAAUGGUCAAAUCCCACCUAAUGGCUUGUUGUCAAAAUCUGCUGCACCAGAGCUUAUGAAUAUGGCAGGAGACUGUAUUCCACACAACCAAUUGGAUUCUCUGUCUGAUGACUUCACUAGCCUAAGGAAAGAUGGCCUGAUUCAUAAACCUGGUAGUAAUGCACUUAUAGGAGGAACCAAAAACUGCAGUGUCUCUGCAGAUGAUCGAAAAAUCUCAGUAGCAUCUACUUUGGGAACUGUGCCAAAUACAUUGCAAAUAACUCCUGCUAUGGCACAAGGAAUCAAUGCUGAUAUAAAACAUCAAUUAAUGAAGGAAGUUCGAAAAUUUGGACGAAAGUAUGAAAGAAUUUUCAUUUUGCUUGAAGGAGUGCAAGGACCUUUUGCAGUCAAGAAACAAUUUGUUGAAUUUACCAUUAAGGAAGCUGCAAGGUUUAAAAGACGAGUCUUAAUUCAGUACCUUGAGAAGGUACUAGAAAAAAUAGAUUCCCACCACCUUCACAACAAUGUUAAUCACAUCAACAGCAGAUCAUCGUGCUAAUGCAGAGACCAAGGAGAGAAAAAGGGCAAGUUUUCUGUGCUGUAGUAUGGGAUAUGGUUGAAGCUUCCUAGAAUGUUUUAGUCAAGAGAAUUGCCUUCCAGAAGCUAAGACAAAGCAGUGGAGAUUUUUUAUUUAUGAUUCUCUGGCAGUAAAAGCUGGCUUUGUUUGCUCUUAAGAAUUUUCUCUGAAACUAUUAAUUUGUUAUUUUGUUGUUUCUUUUCCCAAUUGAGGAAGGUACUGUUAUUAAUGCAGCAGGUUAAAUUCAGUAAACACUGUUGCCCCUACCACAGGUGACAAGUGUUCACUCAUUUGAACUUGGCUGUUCUGGGCAUUUCCAGAGUGAGUAGGGGCCACCUGUAAGUGGAGAACAAUUUAGUGCUCUUACUAUGUCUUUUAGAAAGAAUUGAUGUCCAGAAUCCAACUGGUAAUCUUGUGUGUGCCGAACAAAGUUUUCAACAAUUCCUAGUUGUGCCUUUUAAACCAUGCAAUAUUCAGGACAGACAGAUUGAAUCAAAGAGUAAGAAAGCUGCUAUUAGGGUAACUUAUUUCUCUGUGGGAGGGAUCAGGGAGAGUCACCAAACAAUCUACCUCCAACUCUCUUCUAAUUUGUCUAGAGACAUUACCAAGUGCACCUGAGGCUGCCCCAACCCCUGACAUUUGUUCUUGCAUAAGAUGACAGAAAGUCUUCAGGUGAACCUGAACAUUCUGUGCUUUGAAAGCACUAAAAAAUAUAUAUUGUAUAUAUUUCCUUUAAUGUUUAUACAAAGGUUUAUAUGGAACAGUAUUGUUAUGUUUAUUGUAUUAAUUUGCAAAAAUUAUGUGUACAAAGAGAUUUUGACUUUGCAUAUAUAAAAUAAAUCAUUUUAUUGAUUUUUGCAAGUUUAUGAAUGCUAGAGAAAUUUCUAGUU